UUUUGGUGGUUAGGGAGUUAACUGGAACCUGUCCCCGUUCCGCCCCGGCUUCCCCUGUCCCUUAGGGGGAGAGAGAAGGAAAACCUCACACGCACGCUUUACAGGAAACACUAUCGGGUUGCGGAUUGGCAGUCACGGAGUAGGCGUGGCUAUCACGAGUAGGAGGGACGGCUGGGCGACUCCCAUUGCCACAAACCUGUAGUACAAGGAGAUGGGAUGCCGGCUGCUGCCUGAGGAAGAGACAGAGAGCAAAGUUUCCCCAGAGGCCAGGGAAUGGGCUGAGCUGUGUGAGCCGUGCAGCUGAGCAGUCUGAGCAAUGUCAAUAAUACGUAGAUAAUAUACUUGAGAGGAAAUAGCUGUGCAGUGACUGGCUCUCAUUAUCUCCCCAGUGCACAUGCAAGUGCCCAGCUCUAAACUUAUCUCACUGACACAUCCCUCAAACAAUGUGCUGCCGCUGGCCGGAACCAUUUGACAGUGGGACAUCUAAAGCGUAAGAGCUGCCUCCACUUGUGUCUCCAAACUUGUGUCCCAGCUGCUGUUCCGGGACUAGAUCUCAGCCUCUCGGAUUUGGACUUGUCACAAGAGGUACUGUUCCAUUCCCCCCUCACAGCUCCAGCAACUUCCAUUAAAGACAAGCCUUGCUCCUGCACAGCAAUAGACUGGCUCCUGGGGGCUUCAUAAAAUGUUUGGCUCUUAAAGGCAUAUGACAUGAUUCGCCCACCUGCCUCAUAUCAACAUCCUAAUCACUAUUUUGCAUAGAGGGAUAUUGUUUGUUCUUUGGCUGUGUGUCCUGCUCUCCUCUGUGCCCAUGUAAAGAGGGACAUAUCUUAUAACAACACCAAUCAGCAUGGAGGCCACCAACCCCUAUGUGACAGUGCAAGCACCCAGUGAAUCAGGAGUUGGUAGUAGGGAGCAGGUAGGCUCAGCUGAACUCCCAGGUGGGGCUUUCCCCACUUGCCCUGUUUCGGAACCCUCUGCGGGGGCGGUAUGUGAAGGCAACCAGUGGUUGAGCAAGCAGAGGUCCCUGCGUGUGGUCUAUGUACUCAACGACAGCCCAAAGUCAGCGAUGGGGGGCAGCCCGGAGUCUGGGGCGCUGCACUGCCUGCGUCGAGCCUGUGAGGGAGAAGGGGCACAUCUUAGUAUUGUCAACUUUGGGGAGCUGGACUUUGGGGAGACUGCUGUUCUGGACACCUUCUAUGAUGCAGAUGUUGCUGUUGUGGAUAUGAGUGACGUGGGAAGGCAGCCUUCUCUUUUCUAUCACCUUGGAGUACGAGAAAGCUUUGACAUGGCAAAUAAUGUUAUCAUUUAUCAUGACACUGACCCUGAUACCUCUUUUUCUCUGAAGGACAUGGUGUCUCAGAAAAACACAGCCUCUAGCGGUAACUAUUACUUUAUCUCAUACAUCUUGACGCCAAGUGGGGAUUAUUUUUGCUGUGAAACUGAUGCACAGCGACGAGCCUCAGAGUACAUGCAACCAAACUGGGACAACCUCCUAGGACCCCUAUGUGUUCCUCUGGUGGACAGAUUUAUAAGCUUGCUGAAGGAUAUACACGUAACAUCAUGUGCCUACAACAAGGAGACCCUACUUAGUGACAUCAGAAAGGCCAGAGAAAAGUACCAAGGGGAUGAACUUGCUAAGGAACUGGCCCGGCUAAAGUUACGCAUGGACAACACAGAAGUCCUGACUCCAGAUAUAAUAAUAAACCUGCUGCUGUCGUACAGAGACAUUCAAGAUUAUGAUGCCAUGGUCCGAUUGGUGGAAACGCUAGAAAUGCUGCCAACUUGUGACUUAGCAGAUCAGCAUAAUAUCAAGUUCCAUUAUGCCUUUGCUCUAAAUAGGAGGAAUAAUACAGGGGAUCGUGAAAAAGCUCUACAAGUGACACUUCAGGUGCUGCAGGCCUGUGACCAUCCUGCCCCGGACAUGUUCUGCCUGUGUGGAAGAAUAUACAAAGACAUGUUCCUUGAUGCUGAUUUCAAAGAUACCAAAAGCCGGGAUAGUGCCAUUGAAUGGUAUCGCAAAGGCUUUGAGCUCCAGCCGUCAUUAUAUUCUGGAAUUAAUCUAGCCGUUUUACUUAUUGUUGCUGGGCAGCAGUUUGAAAGCUCCAUGGAACUGAGAAAAAUAGGUGUGCGACUGAAUAGCCUGCUGGGAAGGAAAGGAAGCUUGGAGAAAAUGAACAAUUACUGGGAUGUGGGUCAGUUCUUCAUAGUGAGCAUGCUGGCUAGUGAUAUUGGGAAAGCAGUCCAAGCAUCUGAGCGCCUCUUCAAACUCAAGCCUCCAGUUUGGUACCUGAGGUCAGUGGUACAAAAUUUGCUUUUAAUUCAGAGAUUCAAGAAGCUCAACACUGAACAUUCUCCAAGACAAGAAAGAUUUAAUUUCUGGAUGGAUAUAAUUGUCGAGGCAACAAAGGAGUCUACAAACGGCCUACGAUUUCCAGUUCUUGUCUUGGAGCCUACAAAGGUUUAUCAACCAUCUUAUGUUUCAAUAAACAAGGAAGCUGAUGAGAGGACCGUCUCCCUGUGGCACGUGUCUCCUGUGGAAAUGAAAGGCAUUCAUGAAUGGAACUUCACUGCUUCCUCAAUCAGAGGCAUAAGCAUAUCUAAGUUUGAUGAGAGGUGCUGCUUUCUGUAUGUUCAUGACAAUUCAGAUGAUUUUCAGAUCUACUUUUCUACAGAGGACCAGUGCAGCAGGUUUUGUACGCUUGUGAAAGAGAUCAUAACUGAUGUAGCAGGCAGCAACGUGGAGUUGGAGGGAGAGGCAGAUGGAGAUACCUUGGAGUAUGAAUAUGACUAUGAUGAAAAUGGCGAUCGGCUCGUUUUAGGAAGAGGCACUUAUGGAGUUGUGUAUGCAGGAAGAGACCUUAGUAAUCAAGUCCGGAUUGCUAUCAAGGAGAUACUAGAGAAGGACAGCAGAUAUUCCCAGCCUCUACACGAGGAGAUAGCCCUCCAUAAAUACCUGAAACAUCGCAAUAUCGUGCAGUAUCUCGGAUCCAUUUCAGAGGAUGGAUACAUCAAAAUAUUCAUGGAGCAAGUUCCAGGAGGUAGUUUGUCUGUUCUCUUACGUUCAAAAUGGGGCCCUUUGAAGGAACCCACGAUCAAGUUUUAUACAAAACAGAUCUUGGAAGGACUGAAAUAUCUUCAUGAAAACCAGAUUGUUCACAGAGAUAUAAAGGGGGAUAAUGUUCUAGUGAACACAUACAGUGGGGUGUUGAAGAUAUCAGAUUUUGGAACUUCCAAACGCCUGGCGGGAGUGAAUCCAUGCACUGAAACAUUUACUGGCACUUUACAGUACAUGGCUCCAGAGAUCAUUGAUAAAGGGCCCAGAGGAUAUGGUGCACCUGCUGAUAUCUGGUCUCUUGGUUGCACAAUCAUUGAAAUGGCAACUGGAAGGCCUCCUUUCCAUGAACUGGGUGAACCCCAGGCUGCAAUGUUUAAGGUUGGUAUGUUUAAAAUUCACCCUGAAAUCCCAGAAUCCCUAUCGGCAGAAGCCAGGGCUUUUAUUCUGCUCAGUUUUGAGCCUGAUCCUGCGAAGCGUGCUACAGUAACUGAUCUGCUGAGAGAUUUCUUCCUAAAGCAAUCAAAUAAGGGGAAGAAGAGUAAAAUUGCUUUCAAACCUGCAGAUUACAACCGCAGCACUUCCCUGCCUCUCCCAGUUCCAGGGGAGCUUGCCGGCAGCAGCAGUAGUGAACAUGGAUCUGUUUCCCCCGACUCUGAUGCAAAGCAAGAACUGUUUUUUGACAAGACCAAGAGGUCAAAUUCAGAUUUUCCCAUCAACAAAGGUUCAAAUUCGAACUUGUUAAGUGUUCCAGAUGACAGUUCUGUAUCAGAGGAUCGGAGUAAUCCCCCUUCACCAGAGGAAAGAGACUCUGGCUUGUUUCUGCUGCGGAAAGACAGUGAACGACGUGCGAUUCUCUACAAGAUUCUAAAUGAAGAAGAGAAUAAAGUCGCCUCACACCUUCAGGAAUGUCUCAUGCAGAGUUCAGAAGACGUGCAGCUCUCGGUCACCCACAUCAAGCAAAUAAUCAGUAUCCUAAGGGAGUUUAUCCGCUCUCCCGAGCACAGAGUCAUGGCUUCUACUAUUUCUAAACUCAAAGUGGAUUUAGAUUUUGAUAGCACAUCCAUUAACCAGAUUCAGCUUGUUCUGUUUGGGUUCCAAGAUGCGAUCAACAAGAUAUUACGGAAUCACCUAAUUCGUCCACAUUGGAUGUUUGCUAUGGACAAUAUCAUACGCCGUGCAGUGCAGGCAGCUGUUACCAUCCUUAUCCCUGAGCUUCGAGCUCAUUUGGGACCUGCCUCUGAGAGCGAAGGAGUGGACAAAGAAGUGGAGGAUGAAGAUUACCAACCAGUGGUGCAAAAUGGCACAGAGGACGUGGUGAUAACAUCGGGUGUCAGCACCCUAAGCUCAGUAGUUUCCCAUGAGACACAAGGCCAGCAAACCAACCUGCAACUGGGCAAACUGCGGCAAGAAACUAACAGGUUGCUGGAAGAGCUGGUUCAAAAGGAAAAGGAAUACCAGCUGGUUUUAAAACAGUGUUUGGAACAGAGGAAUCAUGACUUACAUCUUCUUCAGAUCAAAUCAAGUCCAAUUGAUAUUCCACAGACACCUGUCUCUUAUGUGUCACACGACAACCCCACAGACCAAGAACUUGUUAAUUGGCUGAGGGAACUUGGAGCUACUGACGAUGCAGUAAACCAGUUUGUUGAAGAAGAAUACACCCUGUAUAAUGUACUGCAUGAUAUCACCAAAGAUGAUCUGAAAUCACUCAGACUCAGGGGAGGAGAGCUCUGUCGGAUCUGGAAAGCCGUAACCAAACACAGGAAAGGUAACAAUCAAGCCAGCGUCAACAAUUAAUGAAACCAAAUGCAUCGACUCACCGUGAAUGUGAAAGGUUUCACGUGAAAGAAACAUUCCAACUUUUAAAUUAUUUAACUUUUGUACAUCUCUGUAUAGAAUCUCUUUUCUGUGAAAGUCUUUAUAUGUGUAGAUGUUUUUAAAGUUCUCUUUGCCAAAGUUUUCUUUUCAUCAAUGUAUUGCACAGCUGUAAGCGCAGUCCUGAUACACAAUUCCACGGAUUAUUCAUGUACUAAUGCUUAGUUUUCAUUUCCAAUCUCUUUAAAAUAAUUCAUUAUAAACUUGUGACUUGCAACCCA
Xenopus laevis (African clawed frog) is the source of this 5148-nucleotide messenger RNA. RefSeq names its product mitogen-activated protein kinase kinase kinase 15 (gene map3k15.L). The coding region runs from base 848 to 4849 and encodes 1333 amino acids. Gene Ontology annotation, molecular function: transferase activity; kinase activity; protein serine/threonine kinase activity. Lineage: Eukaryota; Metazoa; Chordata; Amphibia; Anura; Pipidae. Gene Ontology annotation, biological process: MAPK cascade; cellular response to stress. The transcript is spliced from 29 exons. The record is from RefSeq and is a predicted model, not a curated record.